CGUUUUCCUUCUCAAUUUAUCUCUAAGCCCUUUCGUUUCCCUUCUUUUACACUGUGCUCCCAAACUUUUUGAGUGGCAUAUUCGUCAGGAUACUCAGAUUGUCUCUGUGGACCUCUCGGGAUCUGCAACGAUGAACGCCAUGCCAAUCACUCCAGCUGAUAUUCUUCAAGAUCACGUCAACGGAAGCGAUUCCGACACGAACAUCGAAGACGAAGAUGCGCCGGAAUACUACCAGCCAAUCUCCGCCAUCGACGACGACGAUGACGAUGAAGAUUCCGAACGGAACAACGAAUCGGACAACGAGAAUCGCCGCGAAAACGGAAACGGCGAAGCGGCUGAAUUUCAGUCGGAGCGGCUGUCAAACGAUCACUACUACGCGAGCCAAGCGGAGAAUGGAAUGUCGUCCCUAAGUCUGCACAACAACGACUCGGAUCGCAACAAAAGCGGUAGCGAAGAUGAAGAAGAGGAGGAAGAAGACGAUGCGAGGAUUGUAAUAACGCCUGAUUCGGCGAUUAUGAGAGCUUUUAGGGAGGACGAGAAUCGGAGGAAUGCGCCGUUGACGCCGGAGAAUGCGACGAGAGUAAUGGAGGCCAUGCGUGGGAUUUCUUUCAGCGGUUUGGCUCCAGAUUGGGUAGACCGAAUACCUGAGGAACGCUGGAUCGAUCAGCUUCGAAGAUUGAGGCAGCCACCGUAAGCUUAAAGCAAUUUUUCCAAUGGAUUUGGGAUUGAAUUCCUCUGUUUUCUUUGCUUGAAAUUUAUAUAUGAAUAUAUUUUUUUGGGAGAGUUACUUCUUUUGGAUGAA
Molecule: messenger RNA, 802 nt
Organism: Ziziphus jujuba (common jujube)
Lineage: Eukaryota; Viridiplantae; Streptophyta; Magnoliopsida; Rosales; Rhamnaceae
Exons: 2
Coding region: 131-694 (187 amino acids)
Source: RefSeq, a predicted model, not a curated record